AUGUUCUUUUUCGCACUAUGGACGGGCACGCCUUCGUCCCACCUGCGUGACGACAUUCCUAUAUACUCUCCAGCACAUGUUGCUGUCGAGCCCGUCAUUGUAAGGUUUAACGGAACCCUCGACUUUCCUUCUAUCUAUCGUGGCCCUCCUUCUCCAGAAAUUGAUGCUGCUUGGGCCAGGAUAGCUCAAGAUGUGCUACCGACUCGAAUGUCGCUUGAUGAAUUUGUCAAAGCCAGCGAAGUAGAUCCACCUUCCAAGGUUAAAUAUCCAGCUGAAUUUGGUGGGGGUCUCGUGGUAUCCAUACAAGCUUAUCACCAACUCCAUUGUCUGAAUUUACUUCGCAGAGCCUCGUGGCCCGAGUAUUACGAACCCACAGAUACUUCGGCCGAAAAUAUCGUGUGCAAUGCCGACGUGAAGAUGAUAACAUGGGACUGGGUUCAAGGACUCGACGCCCCAUACCCUAACUUCAACACCCGCCACCAAUGCAGGAACUUCGAGAAAAUCUUGGAUUGGGCUGUCCACGCUGUCCAUAUCCCUCAAUUGGCGAUUACUCGUUUUGAAGAUACAGUUGACAUCCCCUUGCCCAUUGAUCUGAUGGACCAUAAUGGAUAA
This is a messenger RNA of Suillus subalutaceus, 612 nucleotides long. RefSeq lists its product as uncharacterized. Lineage: Eukaryota; Fungi; Basidiomycota; Agaricomycetes; Boletales; Suillaceae. The transcript has 5 exons. The record is from RefSeq and is a predicted model, not a curated record. Gene Ontology annotation, biological process: mycotoxin biosynthetic process. Bases 1 to 612 code for a protein of 203 amino acids.